Molecule: messenger RNA, 1449 nt
Organism: Centruroides sculpturatus (bark scorpion)
Lineage: Eukaryota; Metazoa; Arthropoda; Arachnida; Scorpiones; Buthidae
Product: degenerin mec-10-like
Exons: 11
Coding region: 26-1123 (365 amino acids)
Biological process (GO): sodium ion transport
Cellular component (GO): membrane
Molecular function (GO): sodium channel activity
Source: RefSeq, a predicted model, not a curated record
UUUUCCAAGAAAAUGUGAGAAAACAAUGCUUAUCAAAGAAGUGUGUGAAAAUUUCGACUAUUUUUGUAAAAAGGAAAACAUCACCGAAGAAGAUUUAAAGUUUCCCCUUGAAAUCUGGGAUGUGUAUAAUCGGUCAAUAAUUGAUAAAUACGGAAUUAGAAAAGAAGAUAUUUUACGUGAUCUUUCAGAUAAUAAUAGUACAUUCCGAACAUUUCAAUUGGAUGAAGUAUCAAGACAGAGGAACUGUUAUUCUAUUCAGCCUGAAGUUUAUAUGGAGCAGAAAUUUAAGAUGUACGAUAUUAGUAAUGUAGACAUAAAAGCAUUUGGUUCAAUUCAAAUAAAAUUCAACCCCGACGAAAUGACUUAUCCAGGUAAUCCAAUUAGCGUCGUAGCGGCAAUACAUUCUAAAGAUGGCAUCGUCAAUCCCUUUACAAGUGGAAUUGCUAUGACUCCAGGGAACAGAUACAUCGUCCAAUUAACACCCGCAAGUGAUUGUUCAAUUCGAAAUAAAUACUUCUACUUUCGACUGAAUUUAUAUUUAAUUCUGCUUUUACAGAUUGUAAAAACUCUUUUACCUUCUCCAUUUAACACAAACUGCGAAAACUACUUCGAUUCUCAAAACAAUUCAUUUUCAUUCCCUCGCUAUCGUUGUCUGGCGGAAUGUAAAAAAGAACUCUCGCUGAAAAAAUGUGGGUGCAUAUUACCUGAUUAUCCUUUUGUUACUGAUGAAAAAGAUUGUGAAUAUAGAGAUAGUUUGAAUUGUCUUUCUUCAAUAAACUUGAAAUUCUGCUCGGAUAAAUGUCCAAAUAGUUGCGAGUUUACAGUGUUUGAAUACAGUGUGAGAAAACGACCGUACAGUUACAAAAUGUUUCACGAGAAGGUGCUGAAACUCAGACAAGAGUAUGCCACCAUACAUUUAAUAUUUAAAACUCGAGAACUAUAUACAUACAGUUUAAAACCCAAGUUUCAGCCCAUCGAACUGUUUGGCUACAUCGGAGGAUAUAUUGGGAUUUGGCUGGGAAUAUCUCUGAUCGCAGUUUGCGAUUUCCUAGAAGCCAUCUUUAUUUAUUUAUAUUGUAUAACUUCUAGAAUGCCUGAGUUUUCUACAAUGUUUCGUUUUUAACUUAAACUUAAUUUUAUUUCACCAAUACAACAAGCCCUUUGAUUACGAUAAAUGAUUAUAAUGUAAUGUUUAAUAAUUAUCGUUAAUUUCGAAUAACGUCAGCUCUGUGCGGAUGUCUCGCAACGUCUCGUGUAAACAAGUAUUUUUAAAUAUUGAAUCUAUUUUGAAAGUACAUAAUAAAUAAUACGUCGUUUUGAAAACAAUUUCGUACGAAAUUCGAAACGUCUAAUCCAAUUAAAAUAUUCGCGCCGUUCUCUAUAUUAUGGAGAGAAGAGGGGAACAAAGGGUAAGGCUAAAAUAAAAAUUUCGCUUGUCUUCUUUGUGAA